UCUCCCAUCCCACCGUUCCCAUGACUGGAGCCAGGAUGACUGGCCAGAGAGUUCAUGGGUUCUCUCUGGAGCCAAGAGAUUAAGAUUCUAAUAAGGAUUUUGUCACCGGUAGCCAUGGCCUUUUGGGCAAAUGAACUUUUCUCAGCCUCAAGUUUCCUCCCCUGUUGAGGAGAGGUGAUACCACAUGGCCCACCCAUCUCAGACUGAAACCUACACCCAUAAAAGGCAAUGUGGGAGAGGAACAAAUGACGGUGACAGUGACGGUAGGGGCGUGUACCUACGGAGCUCUCACUCCUGGCACCAUUCAGUGCUUUGCACCUGUCUGUGCGCCUGGUCCUCACAGAACCCUCUGAGGAGGAGUGUACACCUUGGACAGUAAUAAGCAGUGGACAAAUAAGGUCACUGGAGAGAAACUGCCUGAAUGUGAAGCAGUGUGCGGGAAGCCCAAGAACCCAGUGGAUCAGGUGCAGCGGAUCAUGGGUGGCUCGCUGGACGCCAAAGGCAGCUUCCCCUGGCAGGCUAAGAUGAUCUCCCACCAUAACCUUACCUCGGGGGCCACGCUCAUCAAUGAACAGUGGCUGCUGACCACGGCUAAGAAUCUCCGCCUGGGUCAUAAAAAUGAUACAAAAGCAAAAGAUAUUGUUCCUACUUUAAGACUCUAUGUGGGAAAGAAACAGGAGGUGGAGAUUGAGAAUGUGAUUUUCCAUCCUGACAACUCCACGGUAGAUAUCGGGCUCAUCAAACUCAAGCAGAAGGUGCCCAUUAAUGAGAGGGUGAUGCCCAUUUGCCUCCCUUCUAAAGAUUACGUGAAGGUGGGGCUUGUGGGCUACGUGUCUGGCUGGGGGCGAAACGCCAACCUCAACUUUACGGAGCAUCUGAAGUAUGUCAUGCUGCCGGUGGCUGACCAAGAAAAAUGUGUACAGUACUACGAAGGCAGCACGGUGCCCGAGAAGAAGAAACCCAAGAGCCCAGUGGGGGUGCAGCCCAUCCUGAACGAGCACACCUUCUGCGCCGGCUUGUCCAAGUACCAGGAAGACACCUGCUACGGCGACGCCGGCAGCGCCUUUGCUGUUCACGACAAGGAUGAUGACACCUGGUACGCGGCCGGGAUCCUGAGCUUCGACAAGAGCUGUCGUGCGGCGGAGUACGGUGUGUAUGUGAGGGUGACCUCCAUCCUGGACUGGAUUCAGAAAACCAUAGCCGACAACUGAGGCCGCCAGCCUGGGCCUGAAAGGACGAGGGAAAACUGGACGGGAGCGGAGGGGAGAAAACGUGGUGUGAAGCUGCCGGGUUCCAGCCCCGCAUUGCUGAGUCAGUCAGUCAAUAAAGAGCUUCCUUUGA
Phacochoerus africanus (Common warthog) is the source of this 1341-nucleotide messenger RNA. RefSeq names its product haptoglobin. The transcript is spliced from 3 exons. Gene Ontology annotation, biological process: acute inflammatory response; proteolysis. Gene Ontology annotation, cellular component: extracellular region. The coding region runs from base 477 to 1211 and encodes 244 amino acids. The record is from RefSeq and is a predicted model, not a curated record. Gene Ontology annotation, molecular function: hemoglobin binding; serine-type endopeptidase activity. NCBI's taxonomy places the organism in Eukaryota, Metazoa, Chordata, Mammalia, Artiodactyla, Suidae.